GAAUGUAUUUGUGCAUUUGUGUGCUCUGUCAGUGAGACACCGUACGACAGUUGUUAUUCUUGAAGGUGCACGUAAGCACUUGAUCACAGCGGUCAGUGUCAAUUAGAAUAGAAAUUUUUUUUUUUUUCAAAUUUAGAACAAAGUCUCAUUAAAAAUGGUCACAGUUAAAGGUCGUAAGUCUUCGAAUAAGAAUCCACCGAUUCUCAGUCAUGAAUUUAUCAUUCAGAAUCAUGCUGACAUUGUAUCGUGUGUGGCUAUGGUCUUCGUUGUGGGUCUCAUGGUGCAGGUAACGUCACCAUGGGCCUACACUUUUAUUGCUAUUCAUCAUAAUGCAACGACAGUCCCAGAAUCUACAGAUGGUCCAAUUUUACCGUUAAAAUAUACAACUGGUUGGAAAGAUAUUUGUGCUGUAUUUUUCUACUUUCUUAUAACAAUUGUUAUGCAUGCUGUUAUUCAAGAAUAUAUUUUUGACAAAAUCUCAAAACGUCUUCAUUUGAGCAAGAGUAAACAUUCGAAAUUUAAUGAAUCUAGCCAGCUAAUUACAUUUUACAUUUUGUCUGCCGCUUGGGGUAUCGACAUUAUAAUGAGGGACAAUCUUUUGGUAAACAUUACAUCUCUAUGGGAAGGCUAUCCAGGAUCUAUGUCAUUUUCUCUAAAAUUAUUCUUCAUUGCUCAAUUGGCUUAUUGGUUACACAGCUAUCCUGAACUAUACUUCCAACGGGCAAAGAAAGAAGAAAUUCUACCAAGAAUUGUUUUAGCGACUUUUGGACUUUUCUUUUGCGCUGCCGCUUAUAUUCUCAAUUUCCAACAUGUUGGUGUAAUUCUUUUGGUAUUGCAUUAUGUAGGAGAAGCUCUUCAACAUGGAGCUCGACUCGUACAUUUUGUGUCUCACAACGAAAAAACAACGCAAUUGGCAUUUUUGGUAGCAAAUGCUGCUUUUGUUUUUGCGAGACUUGCAACUGUGGCUCUAAGUGGUCUAGUAUUUUUCUACGGACUAGGACAAAUUGAAAGAUCACUUGACUACACAAUGGGAAAAUUCAAUAUUCCAGCUGUUCAAUUUGGUGGUCUUGGCGCUAUUUUACUUUUCCAAGCCUAUCUCUUUUAUAGCUUUAUCAAAAGGCAAAUGAAAUUCUCACGUGAAAACAAAACACAAGUUGUCUCGAAAGGAAAAUCUAAGCAAAAGCCAAGGAAGAAGGACGCAAAGGAUGGCAAAAAGUCUGAGGAUGAUGAUUUGCCAGAGGUAGAUCAAGCAACAAAAAAGAAUUUGAGAACCCGAUAUUCAGCGAAAGCAAAAUAAACGUUAAGUGAUAUCAAUGUUUGAAAGGCUGACGACUCUUUAUAAUAAAUAGUUAUAAAAAAAACCAGCUGCAGGUCCUGAUGGAUUAAAAAGUACAAAGUUUCAGGACGAUGAGUCAACUUUUAUAUAUUAGAUUCCUUAUUGUAAAUUCAACGGUGUUAACAUAAGCAGCUGUACAUGAAAGACGAGUCUAAUUUUAAAUCUCAGGAAGAAAAUAAAAGAAGAAGAAGAAGAAGAAUGCACUCUAUUGAUAUGCAAGUGCUAAUUUUUGUAUGUUAACGAUAUGAUGGAAGUGGAGAGUAAAAUUUUUAUAAAGCUUGACACAAUAAGAAGAAAAUAACAAAGAUGAUUUUUUUAUCAAAAUGAGGAAAUUCUUUCGUGAGAAGGAAUUUUUUUUUUUUUUUAAUAGAAUGUUACAUGCGUGACAGAUAUUGAUUAUAUAGAAUUGAAUGGAGAGAUUUUUAUAUGUUAACAAAUUUUUGAAAGAAAUAAUUCACAAAAAGAGUGUGUAUUUGAGAUGACUUAGAUUGAAACUAUAUAUAUAUAUAUUUACAAACUGAUUAUAUUUUUGUCUACAUAGUUAGACUUGAAAACUUGAGAGAUUGUAUUAUAAGAUAUUAAAUUAUUUAAAUAAUUUUAGACAAAUUUAGCGAGUGAGCUUAAUAAUUGCGAAUAAUGAAAGAGCUGAUUAAUUAGUCAAUAUUUUAAUUUUUAUUCAAUCAUUUUCAUAAUGUAUUUCUCUAUUCAAUGUAAGUAUAGUUUUUAAAAUAAAACUUUUAUCCUGGUUGGAAAA
Molecule: messenger RNA, 2090 nt
Organism: Leptopilina boulardi
Lineage: Eukaryota; Metazoa; Arthropoda; Insecta; Hymenoptera; Figitidae
Gene: TRAM
Product: translocating chain-associated membrane protein 1
Exons: 7
Coding region: 155-1297 (380 amino acids)
Biological process (GO): protein insertion into ER membrane; SRP-dependent cotranslational protein targeting to membrane, translocation
Cellular component (GO): endoplasmic reticulum membrane
Source: RefSeq, a predicted model, not a curated record